Messenger RNA from Oryzias melastigma (Indian medaka), 870 nucleotides. It is a transcript of the gene ier2a, whose product is annotated as immediate early response 2a. The record is from RefSeq and is a predicted model, not a curated record. Lineage: Eukaryota; Metazoa; Chordata; Actinopteri; Beloniformes; Adrianichthyidae. The transcript has a single exon. The coding region runs from base 132 to 608 and encodes 158 amino acids.
UUGCGUGACGCACACGAGGUGAUAAGUACCCGUCCUGCUGGCGGUCUCCGUUUUGUCUGUGUGUGAAGUCAUCGGGGACAGACGCGGAUCUAUAGCGGUUACCUGCGAUUGUUUACCAAACAAGCGGUGUCAUGGAGGUCAGCGCCGAGGCCAAGAGGAUCAUGGUCGUGGCUCUGGGGAAACUCUACAGCUCCCGGACGCAGCGCGGAGGACUCCGUCUCCACAGGAGCCUCCUCCUGACCCUGGUCAUGAAAUCCGCCCGGGACAUCUACCACGCGGCGCAGCCGGCGGAGGAGAGCGUCGUUCCCGCGGAGGUGGAGAUGAAGGAGGAGGACGUCCAGCCUCCGUCUCACCUGCCCGACGACGCGCGUAAUUGCGAGGAAAACAAGGAGAACCUGUCCAACUGCGCGCAGCACACGCGGAAACGGCGGAGCAAAGCAGACGCGGAUCCGGACUUCCUGCCCUGUAAGAAGGCAAAGCUCGAGCACGGGAGCAGCUCGGAACAGCUCCUCCUCAGCUCCGUUUUGGUGGACUACGUGAACUGUGGCAGUGAACUGGGGCCACCCCCAACCCCCAUCCCCCUACAGACCGCCAUCGCAGCCUGCUAGACCCCCACAGGUCAAAUUGGAUGCCCUAACGUGGAUCCGGGUGUGGAGGAAGUCCAAAAGUCCCAGCGGUGGCUGAACAUGUCUGGACUUGUCAGGAGCCCAGCUGGCGCGCAGCUGCUCCUGCAGAACUGCUGGUGCCUUGAGAUGGACAAGUGAAGCCUACAGGACUGGCCUUCCCUGAACUGUGUUUUAAGCUUUGUAAAACAGUCCAAGAAUCCAUCUACCUCAGUAUUUAUUAAACAUGUUUUUGUAUUUGACAGAA